Messenger RNA from Cladophialophora psammophila CBS 110553, 1179 nucleotides. RefSeq lists its product as uncharacterized. The coding region runs from base 1 to 1179 and encodes 392 amino acids. The transcript has 2 exons. Gene Ontology annotation, biological process: inner mitochondrial membrane organization. Lineage: Eukaryota; Fungi; Ascomycota; Eurotiomycetes; Chaetothyriales; Herpotrichiellaceae. Gene Ontology annotation, cellular component: mitochondrial inner membrane. The record is from RefSeq and is a predicted model, not a curated record.
AUGCCCCCGAUUCCGGCUCAGAGUCUGCGACGUCUGUCCAAGUUCCCUCGGAAAUGGGCGUAUCCGGCGCAUUUGGUCGCUGGACGGAGGGUUGGCGGAUACAAGUACAUUUCGGUGCAAGCGACGCCAGCAACAGACACCAGCAGAAUCAACCUGGCGGGUAGAUCAUUGACCGCUGCUUCACCCGACGCUUCAUUCGAAGUCAUUGGAAGCCCAUACUCGCUGCUUUCGGUCACCCUCUCUCCCUCCCAGGAGCUGUAUACUCGUCGCGGAACACUGGUGGCGUUUUCUGGAGAUCCCAACGGGACUGUCUCGACCUUGCGAAUCCUCAAUCCCGUUCGCCGCGCCCUGAUCGGUAUUCCUUUCCUGUACCAGAAGAUCACGUCGACGUCCCCCGCCAAUGCUCUUAUAGCCACGAGGUCGCCAAUGACCACAUUCGCUGUUUUGCAGCUGGAUGGCACGAUGGACUGGAAGCUGGCGCAAAGAAAAGCCCUGUUGGCAUGGACUGGCAGCACGCUCUCCGUGAAGCCGAGUAUAAGCACGAGAUUUUCGCUCGCAUACUGGGGGAGUUCUAACGUCACCGGAAGAGGACUCCUGGCGCUCGCAGGUCAAGGCCAGGUUUACUCUGUUGAACUUGCAGAAGGGGAGACGUACAUAGUCCAUCCUUCCAACAUACUCGCUUACAGCUCAUCAUCACCUUCUCCGGCACCUCUGCCCUUUCGAUUCAAGUCAUCAAGCGUUCGAUUCCAAAUACCUCUCCAGCUCGGAAACUUCUUCCCUUCGUCGAAAUUCGUCGAGACGUUAAAAACUAGCAACACUUAUAAGUUCAUGGCCAAUAUGCUUUACAGAAUUCGAACCUGGAGCCGAAGGACUAUUUGGGGGGACCGGUUGUUCUUACAGUUUAGCGGCCCGACAACGCUCUUGAUUCAGAGCAGAGCUGCGAGGGUAAACGAUGUCUUAACCGCCCAAGAGGUGAACGAGAUUGCAGAUACCCCGGCAGGGACUGUUCAGGAGGCUAUUUCCAACGUCCGCUCCACGGGCCCCGAACUGUCCAAGCCCGGUUUUGCCGUGCCUGUCUCGCCAGCUGCCUCGCAGCCGAGAUUAUCAAUGGCAAGCGUCAGCCGUGAUGGAAAGGUCACUUUCGAUACCGCGCAGAACUUGGAUCAGUCCAAAGGAUAG